Molecule: messenger RNA, 1239 nt
Organism: Cooperia oncophora
Lineage: Eukaryota; Metazoa; Nematoda; Chromadorea; Rhabditida; Trichostrongylidae
Source: the annotation of a GenBank genome assembly
AUGAUCACGACAGUGGUGAAGAGUCGGAUGGUGGCGAAACGGCAAGGUUUCUUCGUUGGCGGCUCCGAGCACAGUGGACAGCAAGUGCUAGGCCCCGAGAGACCUGGACGUGCUAGCAUAGCUGAACGUGUCUUUGAUGCAGCCAGACAACAUGGAGCUGAGGCACUCAAUUCAAGUGACCUUUCGCCGAGGCCUCGGCAUGGUCGUACUGGAGGUGGUGGAGUACGCUUAGGAGAGUACCCUGUGGAUGAUGGCAGUAGCGGAGAAAGUGACACUGGCGAGCAUGAGGAGGUUGUUGUUGAGCUGUUCAUGUGGGAAAAUGGUUUCUCCAUUGAUGACGGACCAUUACGCUCUUUCGAAGAUCCAGAGAGUCAACAGUUCCUUCAGAGCAUAAUGCAGGGCCGUGUACCAGCAGAACUGCUGGCAGCUCAUCCUCGCCGACGUAUCGACUUGCGUAUGCAAAAACGCACAGGACCCUACGAGCCCCCGAAGUUGAAGCCAUUCCAGGGAGCAGGAGCACGUCUUGGAGCCGUAGUACCGCAAAUUGUGUCGUCCGCACCAGCACCAUCUUCUUCUGCGAGCGCAGAUUCUGUGGACAACAUUGCGAAAGCACAAGCGGAAUUGAAUGUAGAUGAGAAUUCUCCUGUUACUCAGGUGCAAAUUCGUCUCCCAAACGGGCAACGUGUUAGCGGGAAAUUCAAUCAGGCGCAUACAGUUGGGGCGAUUAGAAACUUCCUGGUCACUGCCUAUCCAGACAUGGCUGCUACAGCUUUUCAACUUAUGACAACGUUUCCGAAUAGGAUGGGCCUGAAAGAAUAUUUGGGUAUUGAGAAGUUACAGAAGCUUGGAAGAAUAAUUAAACAGAUGGGAGGAGUUCGUGCUGCUCUAAAGAAACGAUAUCUAAUGGAUGUGACGCGAGUAGGUACUCUAGUCGGAGAAGACAAGUUCGGCAAUAAAUAUUACGAAGACAAUUCGUAUUUCAUGCCUCGCAAUAGAUGGGUUGAAUACCCGGAAAAGGUAUGGCUCGAUUACGAUGCAUCACAAGUUCCUCCAGAGUGGCAUCGCUGGCUUCAUCACAUAGGCGAUGACACGCCCACUCAGAACCCUCCAAAAAACGAGAGAUGGGUGAUGCAACAUGAAGAAAACCUGUCCAUUUUCCAAGACAAGAAGUACGUCCCCUACUCGACAACUCGUACGAAAAUUCAAGCAUGGCAGCCGGGACAGAAGAAGCAAGAGUAG